This is a messenger RNA of Diachasma alloeum, 12622 nucleotides long. RefSeq names its product transformation/transcription domain-associated protein (gene Nipped-A). Gene Ontology annotation, cellular component: NuA4 histone acetyltransferase complex; SAGA complex; nucleus. Lineage: Eukaryota; Metazoa; Arthropoda; Insecta; Hymenoptera; Braconidae. Gene Ontology annotation, molecular function: transcription coregulator activity; protein binding. Gene Ontology annotation, biological process: DNA repair; regulation of DNA-templated transcription. The transcript is spliced from 4 exons. The record is from RefSeq and is a predicted model, not a curated record. Bases 269 to 11860 code for a protein of 3863 amino acids.
UUUGACAUCGUGCCCCGCUCUGUUUUUCUCGUGCAAAAACCCCUAAAAACCACGAAAUAAAUUCGAAAAUUCAUCAAUUGACAAUCGACAAUGACACGUGCUCCAUAAUUGAGUCAUUAAUCAUGUGAUAGUGGUGUAAAUAAACACGAAUGAACGAGAAGAAUCAACAAUGGUCCAGCGGCACUCGAAUCCCCCGGAAAAUACCAGCUGAACUUUUCAUGUAAAAAAAAAAAUUGAAAAAAUCUUUUGCAACAAAUAAUCAAGAAAAAUGGCGCCUCCAGACCCGCUGACACAGAUGAACACGUACAGAUCGUACGUGACGACGUUGGCGGAUCCAGGGUCAAAGGACGAGUUGAAACUCAAAGCUGCCCAGGAGUUGUCCGAGAACUUCGAGGUGAUAAUGUGCGCCACCCAGUACCCCGCAUUCCUGGAUCACCUGAUGAAGAUCUUCCUGAAGAUCCUGCAGGAGGGGGAGCCACACUUCAUAUCAGAGUACAAUAUUCAGCAAGUGAGGAAACUUAUCCUGGAGAUGAUCCACCGAUUGCCGACUAAUGACUAUCUUCGUCCUUACGUCAAACAAAUUCUGAGUCUUAUGCUUAAGCUACUGGAGACUGAGAACGAGGAGAAUAUCCUCGUUUGUCUGAGGAUUAUCAUCGAGUUGCAUAAGCAGUAUCGACCUCCGUUCAAUCCAGAGAUACAACACUUCCUCCAAUUCGUCAAGUCCAUCUACUCAGAGCUCCCCAAGAACCUCCCCAAGAUAUUCGAGCCCCGACCCCCCCUCCGCGUUAAAGACCUAUCAGAAAUAAACAUCGAGUCCCUCCUGAAGGAGACCUUCACGAUAACAGCAAUCCAAAGCGAAAAGAAAGCCGCAGACGGUACAGUAGUAACAUACAAUUUAAUCCCAAAGGCAGUUCUCUCCUUGAAAGUCCUACAGGAGCUACCGAUAAUCGUGGUCCUUAUGUAUCAGAUAUACAAGCAAAACGUCCACCAAGACGUAUCAGACUUUAUCCCCUUAAUCAUGACGACAAUCACCCUGCAACCGUCCCCCCAGCACAGGUCCUCCCCAGGGUUCAAUAAAGAGGUCUUCGUUGACUUCAUGGGGGCUCAGAUAAAGACCCUCAGCUUUCUCGCUUACAUAAUCCGCAUUUAUCAGGAAGUUGUCUCUCAACACAGCCAGAUGAUGGUUAAAGGUAUGUUGGGACUGUUGACCUUGUGUCCGAUGGAGGUGGCUCACCUCAGAAAGGAGUUGCUGAUAGCAGCUCGACACAUAUUGGCAACAGAUCUCAGAACGAAAUUUGUUCCCCACAUGGAGCGACUGUUCGACGAACAAGUACUCCUAGGCAAUGGCUGGACAACUCACGAGUCCCUCAGGCCUCUCGCCUACUCCACCCUAGCUGACCUCGUUCAUCACGUCAGACAGCUUCUACCCUUGAGCGAUCUGGCCCGUGCUGUACACCUCUUCAGCAAGAACGUUCACGACCAAAGUCUCCCCACAACAAUACAAACAAUGUCCUGCAAGCUUCUGCUGAACCUUGUCGAGUGCAUUCGUCAGAGAAGCGAUGCCGAGAACUCGACGCAGGGCAGAGAACUCCUCAUGCGAAUGCUGGAGGUCUUUGUUCUUAAAUUCAAAACGAUAACCAAACUCCAGAUGCCAGUUCUCUUGAACAAAGCCAGAGGAUCCAAUACCCAGAGUAUCGUCUGCCCCGCUGCGGGAGUAGAACCAAAAACUGAGGACGUUAAACCAGUCAUCGAGACUGACGACAAAGAGACCAAAUCAAAGUUCGGCUUUCCCCAGUCACAAUCGACGAAUUACAACGUCGCUGAUUACAGAUCCCUCGUUAAGACACUUGUCUGUGGGGUUAAGACCAUCACUUGGGGCUGCGCAAACUGCAAGACAGGGGAUGUUGUUCAGUCGAAGCAGUUCCAGCCGAAGGAGACUCUGGUUUUCAUCAGGCUUGUCAAGUGGGCGCUUCAGGCUCUCGACAUUUACACCAUUGGUCCACCAACAGUGGGUGCAACGGUGCAAGGUCAGAUUGGAAGACCUGUUCAGCCUCAGACUGUCAGAACGAAGGAGGAGAAAGAGGUGCUUGAACACUUCAGUGGAGUCUUCUCCAUGAUGAAUCCACAGACCUUCCAGGAGAUCUUCUCCACGACCAUUGAUUACAUGGUCGAGAGAAUAUCCAAAAAUUGCGCCCUCCAGAUUGUUGGCAACUCAUUCCUAGCUAAUCCCACCACAUCCCCCAUAUUUGCAACUGUUCUUGUGGAGUAUCUUUUGGAAAGAAUGGACGAUAUGGGUUCAAACGUCGAAAGAUCAAAUUUAUACUUGAGAUUAUUCAAGCUUGUAUUCGGCUCGGUGUCCCUAUUUCCAGCUGAGAAUGAGCACAUGUUGAGGCCUCAUCUCCAUCAGAUUGUCAACAGAUCCAUGGAGCUUGCCAUGAGCGCUAAAGAGCCUUACAACUAUUUUCUACUGCUCCGAGCCUUAUUCAGAUCUAUCGGUGGGGGUUCCCACGAUCUUCUGUACCAGGAGUUCCUCCCUCUUUUACCAAAUCUGUUGGAGGGUCUCAACAGGCUACAGUCAGGCCUUCACAAGCAGCACAUGAAGGACCUAUUCGUCGAAUUGUGCCUGACUGUUCCCGUCAGGCUGUCAUCACUGCUUCCUUACCUACCGAUGCUGAUGGAUCCCCUCGUCUCAGCGUUGAAUGGAAGUCACACGCUUGUGUCGCAGGGCCUCAGAACCCUGGAACUGUGCGUUGACAAUCUUCAACCUGACUUUCUCUACGAGCACAUACAACCUGUCAGGGCGGACCUAAUGCAGGCCCUCUGGAGGACCCUACGUAAUCCGACGGAUCAGGUGGCACACGUUGCCUUCAGGGUUCUGGGAAAGUUCGGGGGUGGCAACAGGAAGAUGAUGAUCGAGCCACAGAAGCUUGAUUACAACGAUCGAGAGACAAGUUCUCCGUCGAUCGUGGCCAUCUUCAUUGACCAACAGAACAAGCAGUCGUCCAUUGAUUUUCCCGUUGAGAGGGUCAUAGAGACGGCAUUCACAGCUUUAAAGUCCAACACGACUGAUCCUUUCUACAGGAGACAGUGCUGGGAGGUCAUCAAUUGCUACCUGGCAGCAUCGCUGAGGCUUGAUGACGAUCGGUCGAUCCUCUACAAGCUCUUCACCCAUCCCAGCUUCAAGGAAGGCAAGAUUCCCCAUCAACAGGGGCACUACUACAAGUGCCCUGAUAUCGUCACGAGAAAUGUCCAGCAGACAGCGCUCACUGGGCUGUUCGUAGCAGCUGCUAUCAAGGAGUUGAGGCAGUCCGUUCUGGGGACGAUGGUUUCUCUAGUCAGACACUACACGAUGAUCGCUAUUGCUCAACAGGCUGGUCCAUUCUGCCAGACAGCUAGACCUGGAAGACUCCCUGGGGUCUUGGCCCCCAUCAAUCAGGGCCUCGAUCCUUUAGUACUGAUUGAUGCUUUGUCCGUCAUCAUGGGGCAUGAGGAGAAGGAACUGUGCAAACCAGGGCAUCUUGCUCUGGUUUUGAUACUGGAGACUUCUACCAAUAUUCUUGGGACCAAGGAAAGGGCAUGUCAGCUACCACUCAUGGAGUAUCUGGCCGAGAAGAUGUGCUCUUUGUGCUAUGAACGCGCUUGGUAUGCGAAACUUGGGGGCUGCAUUGCCAUCAAGUUUUUGUUCGAACACAUGGCGACAAAGUGGGUGUUGAAUCAUCUAUUCGUGUUCCUGAAGGCUCUGAUGUUCGUGAUGAUGGAUCUGACUGGGGAGGUAUCGAAUGGCGCCAUUGACAUGGCCAAAGCUAAUCUCGAGCAGAUGCUGAGGGUCUGCGUUAACUCGGGGAUUGUUAAGAAGGAGAUGAUGGAGACUGAUAAUCAGGAGGAUGUGACCUCCCAAGAACUCAUCGAGUCGCAAAACAAGAGCCUUUACGAAGUUACUCAUGAGUUGGUGAGACAGGUGACAUCUCCUCACACAAUUGUCCGAGAGCAGGCGAUGGCUUCUCUUCGACUUUUAGCUGAAAUUCAGCAGAAAACUGUGACCGAAGUGAUGGAGCCGCAUAAGGAGGUCCUAGCAGACAUGAUUCCACCGAAGAAACAUCUACUGAGGCAUCAGCCUGCCAAUGCGCAGAUUGGACUCAUGGAUGGGAACACCUUCUGCACAACUCUAUCACCGAGACUCUUCACCAUUGAUCUACAGAUUAUGGAGCACAAGGUGUUCUUCCAGGAGCUGCUAACACUCUCAGAGGCUGAGGACACCACUCUGCAGAAGCUCCCCUGCUACAAAUCAGUGACCAAUCUCAUUCCCUUGAGGAAGUCUGCCUUGAGGGCCCUGGCAGCUUGUCAUUACAUUGUCAACUGUCGUGACAAGAUCUUCGGGGUUCUUUACAAAGCCCUGGAGAAGCCUAAUGGCGAGUUACAAGAGGCUGCUUUCGAGUGCAUGAAGAAAUUCAUAGCUGGAUUUCAGAUUGAAAUGGAGAACGUUCAUUCCAUCAUGAGGCCCAUGCUGCUGACCCUCGGUGAUCACAGAAAUCUAUCUCUCAAUUGUGUCAAAAGACUCUCCUACCUGACACAGCUGUUUCCAAGUACUUUCAGCAUCACUCUGUGCGAGCAACUCCUUCAACAUCUCAGGAAACUACUGGAGAACCUGAUACAGGCGCACAAGGGGGUGUCAAAAUCAGGUGAGAAUGAGCAGAAGAUCGCGACGAUUAUCGGAAUCUUCCAUCAGAUUCCAGCAGCCACUCCAAAGUUCAUAGAUGUUCUCUGUCGACUAGUCCUCCAGACCGAGAAGUCAUUGCUGGUCGAGGCAUCUAGCCCUUUUAGAAUCCCAUUGAUGAGAUUCUUACUGAGAUAUCCCGCUGAAACGCUCAAUCUCUUCUUGCACGACAACAACAUCAAGGACCAGCAGUGGUCGAGGUACCUGGAGUUCUUGAUCAAGCAUAAAGAGGGAAAACCCUUCAGGGAUGUUCUCCACAACAGCACAGCUCGCCUCAUCACGAUGCUCCUGGCCCAUUCCCAAACAAACUCGACAUUGACACCACCUGAGAAGAGUGAGUUGCAGCAUCAGGCCAUAAGGAUUGUAUCUGUACUGAUCAAGUAUGAUGAGCAGUGGCUGUUCAACCAGGAUCAGCUGAUUGCGGCGUUAAAGCAGAUCUGGUGCAACGACGACUACCAAGCACUUCACAAACGAGUUGAUUCCGUCGACUUCUCUCGGUGGAAGGAGCCCAAAUUGAUCGUCAAAAUCCUCCUCCAUUAUUUCGGUCAUCAUCCCAACGACAUUGACCUUCUCUUCCAACUGCUGAGGGCCAACUGCGAUCGCUUCAUACCUGACUUUCAAUUUCUGCGAGAGUUCCUGGAGACUACUGUUGCCCAGGAGUACACGGUGGAGUGGAAACGAGCAGCUUUUUUCAGAUUUGUGGAGCACUUUCCCACCAACAACAUGUCACAGGAGCUCAAAGCCAAGGUCCUCCAGUUGAUCAUCAUCCCCUGCUUUGCUGUGAGCUUCGAACGGGGUGAAGGUGUGAAGCUUGUUGGUGGUGCACCAAUGCCCUAUCAGGACAAUCCUGAGAACGUCGUGUCAGUCUUCAUCAGCAAGAUCAUUGAUCCUGACAAUCCCUUCGGCUCGGCUGACUGCGUAAGGAUAUCACUGCUGCAAUUCUCGUGUCUUCUCGUUGAACAGGCGAGCCAGCAUAUUCACGAUGCUACCAACAAGCGCCAGGGGAACAAGCUGAGGAGACUCAUGACGUUUGCCUGGCCCUGCCUACUCGGCAAAAACUGCGUGGACCCAGCGACGAGAUAUCACGGCCAUCUCUUGCUCUCCCACAUAAUCGCCAAGUUUGCGAUUCACAAGAGAAUUGUUCUCCAGGUUUUCCACUCACUCCUGAAGGCUCACGCUGUCGAGGCUAGGAGCGUUGUGCGCCAGGCCCUGGAGAUCCUGACGCCUGCGAUGCCAGUGAGAAUGGAGGACGGUAACACGAUGCUGACAUACUGGACCAAGAAGAUCAUCGUCGAGGAGGGCCACUCCAUGCAGCAACUCUUUCACAUUCUUCAGCUUGUCGUGCGUCAUUACAAAGUCUACUACCCCGUCCGUCAUCAUUUGGUACAGCACAUGGUGAACUCCAUUCAGCGCCUUGGAUUCAGUCCAACAGCGACUAUUGAGCAUCGAAGACUAGCCGUUGAGCUUGCUGAGGUCAUCAUCAAGUGGGAGUUGCACAGGAUCAAGGACGAGGCGGAGGCAGCCGGUGAAGUGAUCACUCAGACAUCAAGUGGAGUCAAACGACAGAUAACCGGGGAAGAUCCAUCGUCGAAGAGAGUGGCUGUGGGGCCUGCUAUGAGUCCAGGUGUCCUUGUGCAACCGAGAGUGGAGCCCGGUUCGACAAAACCCAUUGAACGCGCUCACGCUGAUGCUAUAUUGAAUUUUCUAUUGAGGCUGGCUUGUCAGGUUAAUGACGGCACCACCACGACAACGCCUGCUGCAACGACGGCUGCCGUUGCAGCAGCAGCCGCAGCAGCGGCUUCCGGUGCGUCAACCACAGCUGCUGCAACGGCAACCGCCAAUGCGAAUGCGGCUGCUGCCACGGUAGGACAGGGAGGGAAUCCAGGAGAGCAGCUCUCAAGGAGAUGUGUUACUCUCCUCAAGAUGGCACUGAAACCCGAUGUCUGGCCGCAGUCGUGUGAUCUCAAGCUGGCUUGGCUGGACAAGGUCUUUGCGAGUGUUGACAAUGCCCAGCCGAAUUAUGGAAAUAUCUGCACGGCUCUUGAGCUCGUGACUUUUCUCCUUGGGGUGAUGAAACGUGAGCAGAUAUUGGCAAGUUUUAAACCACUUCAGAGAGGGCUGGGAGCCUGUAUUGCCAGUGCCAAUACCAAAGUCAUCAGACUGGUGCACGGCCUGCUGUCCAGGCUGAUGACACUGUUUCCGACUGAGCCGACGUCGUCAACUGUGGCCUCCAAGCACGAGGAGCUGGACACCCUCUACACGACUGUUGGAAAAUUCGUGUUUGAUGGUCUCGCGGCCUACGAGAAGAACCCCUCAGCCGCACCUAGCACUCUAUUCGGGACACUGAUGAUGCUCAAGGCAGCAUGUACCAACAAUCAGAGCUACAUUGAUCGAUUGAUCACACCAUUCAUGCGAGUCCUCCAGAAAAUGGCGAAGGAUCAUCUCCACUCGACGCAGACCGAGUCGAAUCCUGUUGGGAGUGAGCUGCUGAUCCUCAGUUUGGAUCUUGUCAAGAGCAGGGUUGGGGUGAUGGGAGUGGACAUGAGGAAGUCGUUCAUUGGCGCUAUCCUCGUGGGACUCAUUGAGAAGACUCAGGACAUCAAGGUCAUGAAGGCGAUAACCAAGAUGCUGGAGGAGUGGAUGAAGAACAAGAAUACUAUUGCCAUGAAUCAGGCUCCCAGCCUUCGGGAGAAGUCGAUUCUCCUCGUGAAGAUGAUGCAGUACGUGGAGAAGAGGUUUCCAGAUGAUCUUGAGCUCAAUGGACAGUUUCUCGAGCUCGUCAACUUUGUUUAUCGAGACGAGACACUCAAGUCCUCUGAGCUGACCUCGAAACUCGAGCCGGCUUUUCUCAGCGGCCUCAGGUGCAUUCAACCCCACAUCAGGGCCAAGUUCUUUGAAGUUUUCGAUGGCUCCAUGAGACGAAGACUCCAUGAUAGACUGCUGUACAUCGUUUGCAGUCAGAGCUGGGACGCCAUGGGGCCGCAUUACUGGAUUAAACAGUGCAUUGAGCUCCUCCUGGUGACGGCGUCCUCAACUACUCAGAUCCAAUUGUCGAAUCAAGACACAUUACUUCCGUCAGUCAACUCAAUCAUCAAUGUGGCGGACUCUGAGGACCUGAAGUGCUUCAUGAUGUACACGAAUGUGAAGGAGGAGCCUCAGGAGAUCCACGAGCAAACUGACAUCGCUGGCGAUCUUGCUGACACGAAGGACUCCAUCAUGAGAGAGAAAGACGAGAUCUUCGAUCUUGAUCUAUCGACAGUGGAUCCAAGCGGAACGGUACCUGAAGACGUCGUCAAGACUGUCACUGAGCAGACAGGCACUCUGACCCAACUGGUCUCCAAACAGUCGGACUUCAUUGAGUACUCGAGGAAGAUCAGGACAGAGCAACUGUUGAACUCGGCCUCUCAGCUCUGCCACAUGGACACCAGUCUAGCUGAAUGUGUCUGGCUCGACACAUUCCCCAGACUGUGGUCCAUUCUGGAUGACCACCAGCACAACACCCUGAUCGGUGAGAUUGUGCCCUUCGUAUGCUCCGGGACCCACGUGAUCCAGAAGGACUGCCAUCCCUCGGCAAUCGCAACGUUCGUGGAGGCACUGGCUCAUUGUGACCCACCAGUGCCCAUGAGACCAGCUUUGAUGAAGUACUUGGGGAGAUCUCACAAUCUCUGGCACAGGAUGACCCUCAGUCUCGAGCAGAUGGCGUUUGACGGCAAUAAUUCGACAAGUGGCAGUAGAAAAACGAGGGACACUGACUGCUAUGACUUUGAACCUGAUAACAGCCCUCACGCCGAGGUCUUGGACUCAUUAUCAGACAUGUACUCGUUACUCUGCGAGGAGGACAUGUGGGCUGGACUCUGGCAGAAGCACGCGCAUUACAAGGAGACCCUGCAGGCCACAGCCCUGGAACAGCAGGGAUUCUUCGAGCAGGCCCAGGGUGCUUACGACCUGGCUAUGACCAAAUUCAAGCAGGAUUACGUGACAACACCUGCACCAUUCAAGACCCAACGCGAGGCGAUUCUCUGGGAGCACCACUGGAUCAGGUGUGCCAAAGAGCUUAACCAGUGGGAUCUUCUUCUGGAGUACGGCAGCAAGAAAGCGGAGAAGAAUCCUUUCCUCAUUCUCGAGAGCUCCUGGAGAAUUCCAAACUGGGGACUGAUGAAGGAGGCCCUGGCACAGGUCGAGCACAACUGCCCCAAGGAGAUGGCGUGGAAGGUGAAUCUCUACCGUGGCUUCCUCGCAAUCUGUCACUCAGAGGAUCAGCAUCUCAAUGCAGUCGAGAGAUACGUGGAGUUGGCCUCGGGUUUGUGCAUGAGAGAGUGGAGGAGACUUCCUCACAUUGUCUCCCACAUUCACCUGCCUCUGCUCCAGGCAGCCCAGCAGAUAAUGGAGCUGCAGGAGGCCAUGCAGAUUCAUCAGGGCCUCAUCCAUGGUCGCUCCUCAUCCCUUCACGAUAUGAAGGCCAUCGUCAAGACCUGGAGAAAUCGCUUACCAGUUAUUGCUGAUGACUUGAGCCACUGGUCCGACAUAUUCACGUGGCGCCAGCAUCACUACACCUUCAUCUCGUCACACUACGAUGCCCAGCAAGACCAGGCGACCAAUCACUCCAUGUUCGGGGUGCACGCGUCAGCCCAAGCCAUCAUCCAUUUCGGAAAAAUAGCCAGGAAGCACAAUCUCACUGGUGUCUGUCUAGAUUCACUCUCCAGGAUCUACACGAUCCCAAGUGUUCCCAUCGUCGACUGCUUUCAGAAGAUCAGACAGCAGGUCAAGUGCUAUCUCCAGAUGGCGUCUGUCAGCGGUAAGAAUGAACUUCAAGAUGGCCUCGAGGUCAUCGAGUCGACGAAUCUCAAGUACUUUACGAAGGAGAUGACUGCUGAGUUCUACGCACUCAAGGGAAUGCUUCUCUCCCAGAUUGGGAGGUCAGACGACGCCAACAAGGCGUUCUCAGCUGCUGUCCAGAUGCACGACACUCUGGUGAAGGCGUGGGCACUCUGGGGGGACUACCUCGAGCACAUAUUCACCCGUGACUCCAGACAGAUAUCAAUCGGUGUUUCAGCCAUCACCUGUUUCCUGCACGCCUGCAGACACCAGAACGAAUCCAAGUCUCGCAAGUAUUUGGCCAAAGUCCUCUGGCUGCUGACGUACGACGACGAGAAGUUCUCGCUCAUGGAGGCACUCGAUAAAUACGCUGUUGGGGUUCCACCGAUUCAGUGGCUACCCUGGAUACCUCAGUUGCUGAUGUGCCUAGUUAGAAAUGAAGGCAAUGUCAUACUCAAUCUGUUGUCUCAGGUUGGGAGGAUGUUCCCACAGGCUGUUUACUUCUCGAUAAGGACUCUCUAUCUCACACUGAAGAUCGAGCAGAGGGAGAGGUACAAGAGUGCUGAACUCGCUGGGAAGACUGAGGAGGGCAGGGGUGUGCAGCCUGGCCCUGAGACCGGACCCAUCAGGGCUACACCACCCAUGUGGAGGUGCUCCAAGAUCAUGCACAUGCAGAGGGACAUUCAUCCCACUAUUCUGUCGUCCUUGGAGGGCAUUGUCGAUCAGAUGGUGUGGUUCAGGGAGACUUGGUAUGAGGAAGUGCUCAGGCAACUCAGGCAGGGACUUGCCAAGUGCUAUGCCAUUGCUUUUGAGAAUAGGGGGGCUGUGUCUGAAGCCACCAUUACUCCGCAUACCCUCAAUUUUGUCAAGAAACUUGUGUCGACUUUUGGCAUUGGCAUUGAGAAUAUUUCGUCGUCGCAGAAUGUCAAUAAUACUUUUGGUUCGGCUGCCUCGGAGAGCCUUGCCAGGAGGGCGCAGGCCACUGUGCAGGAUCCAGUCUUUCAGAAGAUGAAGGGACAAUUCACCUCGGAUUUUGACUUCACGGUUCCCGGGGCCAGGCUGCUGCAUAACUUGAUCAGCAAACUGAAGAAGUGGAUUAAGAUCUUGGAGGGGAAGACCAAGCAGCUGCCCAAGUCCUUUCUCAUUGAGGAGAAGUGCAGAUUUCUGAGUAAUUUCAGUCUUAAGACUGCGGAGGUGGAACUACCGGGGGAGUUUCUACUGCCCAAGCAUUCGCAUUACUACGUCAGAAUCGCCAGGUUCAUGCCAAGGGUGGAGGUGGUCCAGAGGCACAACACAGCAGCCAGGAGAUUGAGGAUCAGAGGUCACAACGGAAGACUGUAUCCAUACCUAGUGGUGAAUGACGCUGGGCUUGGUGACGCAAGGCGAGAGGAACGGGUGCUGCAACUGCUAAGAAUGUUGAAUCACUACCUGGCGAAGCAGAAGGAGACCUCGAGGAGAUUCUUGCACUUCACUGUGCCAAGGGUGGUCGCUGUGUCACCCCAGAUGAGGCUUGUCGAGGACAAUCCAGCGUCGGUUUCCCUCCUGGACAUCUACAAGAAGGGCUGCACCAAGAUGGGAAUUGAGCAUGACGCCCCGAUAGCCAGGUACUACGAGAGGCUAGCUGCGGUGCAGGCGAGGGGGGCUCAGGCCAGUCACCAAGUGCUCCGGGACAUUCUCAAGGAGGUGCAGACCACUAUGGUCCCCAGGACAAUGCUGAGAGACUGGGCGAUCAAGACCUUCCCCUCAGCCACUGACUACUGGACCUUCAGAAAGAUGUUCACACUCCAAUUGUCCCUCGCUUGUUUCGCUGAGUAUGUCCUCCAUCUGACGAGACUCAAUCCUGACAUGAUGUAUGUGCAUCAGGACUCGGGCCUCAUCAAUGUCGCCUACUUCAAGUUUGAUAUUGAUGACACCAGUGGAGAGCUAGAUGCCAACAGACCUGUGCCCUUCAGGCUUACCCCCAAUAUUCUUGAAUUCCUGACGACCACUGGUGUCUCUGGACCUCUGACUGCCUCUGCCAUUGCCACUGCCAGGUGUCUUGUGCAGCCUUCCUUCAAAGUUCACACCAUUCUUAGGGCCAUCCUCAGGGACGAGGUCAUUGCUGAUCAUAAUAAAAAGCAGGAUGACCCUGAGAAUGCAACGCAGGUUCAGGAUAUGAAGGGAGAACUGCUGAUCACCAUGGUCACGAGGGCUGUCAAUGCUAUUGUACAGAGGCUCAAUUCCCUGGCGACAUUCGAUGGAACUGACAGCAAGGUCAGCACACUUGUUGCUGCUGCCAACAGUCAUGACAAUCUCUGUAGGAUGGAUCCCAGUUGGCAUCCUUGGUUGUAAAUUUUAGGGGUGUACAGGGGAGUUUAAGAUUGUGACAGUGAUGAGGUUUAAAGAGAUGAUGGAAAUGGUUGACGAGGGAAGGGGGAAGGGGGAAGGGGAAAAUGUCAGGACUGAUUUUUGUGGGGAAUUUCAUGAGCUACAAAAAAUGUCUUAUGACAGUUUUGGAUAAACUUGAUGAUUUUUUAGAUAUUUGAGAUAAAGAAAAGGCGGUUUGAAUUUUUUUUCUGGUUUCGUCAGUUUGUUUUGUAACUUUCGAGCUGGAUUUUCUAGGUAAUUAUCGUUUCUACGUGAAAAAGUCAUAUAACAUUUUUUGUAGAGAAUUAAAGAGCUAUAAAAAAGAUCUUAUGAUAUUUUUUCAUAGAUCUGAGGGUUUUGGAGAUGUUCGCGGAAAAGGAGAGAAGGUUUCUGAAAUUUUUUAUUCGGUCAGUUUGUUUCAUAAAUUUCAAACUCGAUUAUCUAGAUAAUUAUCGUUUCUACGAAAAAAAAGUCAUAAGACAUUUUUUGUAGAGAAUCCGGAGGCUUUCUCUCUUCACUCCGCUCCAAUGAGAAUUAAUAAGAAUUAAUGUUAAUUAGUUGACAGGCGCCGACUUAAGAAACAAGGUAUUGAGAAUUUCUUUUGUAAAUAUUUUAUAAUUACUGUUAGAUCUAUGGAAUAACCUCGAGUAUAUAACCAUUAUUGUACGGAAAAUAAUGGAUAUGCAAUGACUUAAUGGAGGGAACAAUUAACAGGUUUGAUUAAUGAAGUAUGAAUAAAUGCAAUGA